Molecule: messenger RNA, 2419 nt
Organism: Trachemys scripta elegans
Lineage: Eukaryota; Metazoa; Chordata; Testudines; Emydidae
Gene: EXOC7
Product: exocyst complex component 7
Exons: 22
Coding region: 107-2281 (724 amino acids)
Biological process (GO): exocytosis
Cellular component (GO): exocyst
Molecular function (GO): phosphatidylinositol-4,5-bisphosphate binding
Source: RefSeq, a predicted model, not a curated record
AGCUGAUAGCGGCGGGCGCGGCAGUGUUGGGGGGUACUUGGCAGGCCGGUGCCCCUUGGCUGUUCUCAGCAGUCCCGCGGCAGCGCCGGCGCCAGGGCGGGGUAGGAUGAUCCCUCCGGAGGAGGCCUCCGUCCGCAGGAGGGAGAUAGAGGACAAGCUCAAGCAGGAAGAAGAAACGCUGUCCUUUAUAAGAGAGAGCCUUGAAAAAAGUGAUCAGCUCACAAAAAACAUGGUUUCCAUCCUCUCCUCCUUUGAGAGCCGUUUGAUGAAGCUGGAGAACUCCAUCAUCCCUGUGCAUAAGCAGACAGAGAAUCUACAACGUCUGCAGGAGAAUGUUGAGAAGACCCUGUCCUGUCUGGAUCAUGUCAUUAGUUAUUACCAUGUGGCUAAGGACACAGAGAAGAUCAUAAAGGAAGGCCCUACGGGGAGACUAGAGGAGUAUUUGGGCUGCAUGGCCAGAAUCCAGAAAGCUGUGGAAUAUUUCCAGGACAACAAUCCUGACAGCCCAGAACUGAACCGGGUGAAAUCCCUGUUUGAGAGGGGGAAGGAAUCUCUGGAGUCAGAAUUUCGCAGUCUGAUGACACGACACACCAAGCCAGUUCCUCCGAUCCUCAUCCUGGAUCUGAUCAGCGGGGAUGACGAGAUUGAUACGCAGGAAGAUAUGAUUUUGGAACACCUCCCUGAGAGUGUCUUGCAAGACAUUGUCCGUAUCUCCCUUUGGCUGGUGGAGUAUGGGAGAAACCAAGACUUCAUGAAUGUUUACUACCAAAUCCGCUCUAGCCAACUCGACCGCUCCAUCAAAGGUCUGAAGGAGCACUUCCGUAAGAACAGCUCCUCCACAGGCAUCCCGUACUCCCCCGCCAUUCAGAACAAGAGGAAGGACACACCGACCAAAAAACCCAUCAAGAGACCAGUCUUCAUUCCAGGCACGAUCCGGAAGGCUCAGAACCUUCUGAAACAGUACUCUCAGCAUGGUCUAGAUGGGAAAAAGGGGGCCUCUAACCUCAUUCCUAUGGAAGGUCAUGAGCAUGAUUUACGAGUUAAACACCUUUCCGAUACCCUGAGCGACAAGCAUGGGCCAGCUGCUGGGAGGGAUGACAUGUUGGACAUCGAGAUUGAUGCGUACAUUCACUGUGUUAGCGCCUUUGUGAAACUGGCCCAGAGCGAGUACCAGCUCCUGACAGAAAUCAUCCCAGAGCACCACCAGAAGAAGACCUUUGACUCCCUCAUUCAGGAGUCUCUGGAUAACCUGAUGAUAGAGGGGGAUAACAUUGUCUCGGCAGCCCGGAAGGCCAUCAUUCGGCAUGACUAUUCAGCUGUGCUCACCAUCUUCCCCAUCCUCAGACACCUGAAGCAGACAAAGCCAGAGUUUGAUCAAGUCUUGCAGGGCACUGCAGCCAGCACAAAGAACAAGCUUCCAGGGCUAAUCACUUCCAUGGAAACCACAGGUGCAAAAGCGCUGGAGGACUUUGCAGACAACAUUAAGAAUGAUCCGGACAAGGAGUAUAACAUGCCGAAAGACGGGACAGUUCACGAACUCACCAGCAAUGCCAUUCUCUUCCUGCAGCAGUUGCUGGAUUUCCAGGAGACAGCAGGCGCCAUGCUGGCCUCCCAAGUUCUUGGGGACACAUACAAUAUUCCUUUAGAUCCCAGAGAGACCAGCAGUUCAGCUAGCAGCUACAGUUCUGAAUUUAGCAGACGACUGCUCAGCACCUAUAUCUGCAAAGUAUUGGGCAACUUGCAACUAAACCUUCUCAGUAAAUCCAAGGUUUAUGAGGACCCAGCUUUGAGUGCCAUCUUCCUGCACAACAACUACAAUUACAUCCUUAAAUCCCUUGAAAAGUCUGAGCUAAUCCAGUUGGUGGCCGUGACUCAGAAAACAGUAGAGAGGUCUUACAGGGAGCUCAUUGAACAGCAGAUCCACACCUACCAGCGCAGCUGGUUAAAAGUAACAGAAUACAUCUCGGAGAGAAACUUGCCUGUCUUUCAAUCAGGAGUCAAGCUCAAGGAUAAGGAGAGGCAGAUGAUAAAGGAGCGUUUUAAGGGUUUCAAUGACGGCCUGGAGGAGCUGUGUAAAAUCCAGAAGGCCUGGGCCAUCCCUGACAUGGAGCAGAGGGACAAAAUCCGCAAGGCCCAGAAAACCAUUGUGAAAGAGACCUACAAUGCCUUCUUACACAGGUAUGGCAAUGUGCCCUUCACCAAGAACCCCGAGAAGUACAUCAAAUAUCGAGUCGACCAGGUGGGUGAGAUGAUUGAGAAGCUGUUCGACACAUCAGCAUGAACCACUGAUUAUCUCGUAUGCUCCCAUCUGCAAGUCAGCGCUUUCCCGGUCACCUCCAGGCUUCCUUUCCCGCCCCAUUCUGGUGGGCUGGUGUUAUACUUGUAUUUAUCAGAUUUAUAAACCCGCGAAAACACUCCA